This is a messenger RNA of Impatiens glandulifera, 396 nucleotides long. RefSeq lists its product as uncharacterized. The transcript has 2 exons. Lineage: Eukaryota; Viridiplantae; Streptophyta; Magnoliopsida; Ericales; Balsaminaceae. The record is from RefSeq and is a predicted model, not a curated record. Bases 1 to 396 code for a protein of 131 amino acids.
AUGAAGAAAGAAGUAGAUUAUAAGAAGGCAUCUAGCCGGUUUUUGAUAACUGUAAAUGUUAUAGGAAGCUCGGGGUCGAUUAAGUUUGUGGUCAAUGAAGAUGAUCGAGUCGCCGGAGUUAUCGAGAAAGUCCUCAAACUCUAUGAUCGACAAAACCGCCUCCCUCUUCUUGGCUCUUGUCAUGUCAACGACUUCCAUUUGUUUCCUCUUAACGGAGAAUUUAACGAUAUUGCUUUGAAUACCCAUGAAAAGAUUGGGAAUAAAAAUGGAGUGAGGAAUUUUGUCAUGUCAAAGAAGGUAAACCGUCAAUCUGAUCAGAUCAAGUCGGUGACAAGGUCCAAUAAUGGUUGGAGGGCAUGGCUUAACAAUACAUUCAAAAUCAUACCAACCAUCUAG